This is a messenger RNA of Fragaria vesca subsp. vesca, 664 nucleotides long. RefSeq lists its product as uncharacterized. The transcript is spliced from 4 exons. Lineage: Eukaryota; Viridiplantae; Streptophyta; Magnoliopsida; Rosales; Rosaceae. Bases 1 to 498 code for a protein of 165 amino acids. The record is from RefSeq and is a predicted model, not a curated record.
AUGGCCACACUUUCCUGCUCCUCCUACUUCCUUCAUCCUCUUUCUUCUUCUUCUUCUUCUUCAACGUCUCUUACUCUCCCCCAACAACAACAACAACAACAGCAACACCCACCAUUACCAACACGACCUGAAAUCCCAUCAGUGCUGUUCCGCUGCUCUGCCUCUAUUAAGCCCCUCCAAGUCAUUAUAGAACCCACAAGGCUCUUUGUCCAACCCAUUCUCCUAUUAACUACUGGCUUUAACAACCCCUUGGAUACCCAAACGUUUCUCGCCACUAUAAGUGUCUUGGCCGCCAUUGCUCUCUCUCUGUUUCUCGGUCUUAAGGGGGAACCUGUGCCUUGCGAGAGGUGUGCUGGCAAUGGUGGUACCAAAUGUGUCUUCUGUAACAAUGGUAAAAUGAAGCUAGAAACAGGCUUGGUUGAUUGUAAAGUUUGCAAGGGUGCAGGAUUGGUACUUUGCAAGAAAUGUGCAGGUUCUGGAUAUUCUCGACGGUUGUGAACUGAGGUUUUCAGAAUAUUGAUCCCUCUCUUUGUAAUCAAUCUCAAUGAAUUUUCCUCAGCUUUAGUUGUGAAGGACAGAAAUUGUACAUUUUGAUGUUACACUUUAUUGCAUUAAUUGUUAAUUACAGUCUACACUAUUGAAAAAAAGUUAACUGAAAUCAAAG